Molecule: messenger RNA, 4536 nt
Organism: Asterias rubens (European starfish)
Lineage: Eukaryota; Metazoa; Echinodermata; Asteroidea; Forcipulatida; Asteriidae
Product: metabotropic glutamate receptor 4-like
Exons: 2
Coding region: 190-2901 (903 amino acids)
Biological process (GO): regulation of synaptic transmission, glutamatergic; G protein-coupled glutamate receptor signaling pathway
Cellular component (GO): membrane
Molecular function (GO): adenylate cyclase inhibiting G protein-coupled glutamate receptor activity
Source: RefSeq, a predicted model, not a curated record
UGCAACGGUUGCAAUUGUACAUCCCCGGCCAAACAAAAAAUGUUUUUUUUAACACAUUAAAAUAUCCGAACAACCAAAGGCGGAUGUCGUAUAAAAUAGGUGAGUGAAAAUAGGGUGGGAGCACAUUGAUGUUUUAUAGUUGGAGGAUGGUGUAACUGCAGAAGGAUAUAUUUAGUAACACCAGUGAGGAUGAGUUGGUCCGGUGCGUUCAUCAUUUUUUGGCUGGGGAUGACGGCGGCUGGCCGGGGAGUCUUCGCGGUGCCCUCGCUCUCUUGUGUCAGUUACGUCCGGCGCGGGGAUUACAACCUCGGUGGAAUUUUUUCGGUCCAUGAGGACUCACAUACUCUGGACGGCGACCAGUGCAGUGAAGAGCUGUACACCUUCGUCAUGUACGUCGUGGAGAGCAUGGUUUUCGCCAUCGACGAGAUUAACAACCGCACCGAUAUCUUACCGGAUGUGCAACUCGGAUUUGAAAUCAGAGACGAUUGUCUGUCCGAUGAUUUGGCGUUGUGGACGGCCAUGGCCCUCAUCAAGGGGCACGAUAACCCGUUGUAUGAGCACAUCUGCCCGGAGAACACCACCGAGGGUACCCUGCUGGACGAUGGGGUCAUCGGUAUUGUUGGCCCCGGUAGGAGCUCAAUGAGUUUAACGGCAGCAUCGGUGGCCGAUCUCUUUCAAGUCCCCAUGAUAUCAUACGCAGCGACGAGCGAUGAGCUGAGUGACAAAGUAAAGUUUCCAUUUUUCCUGCGCUCUGUGGCCCCGGACCGGUUCCAAGUGGAUGCCAUAGCGGAUAUAUUAGUGCAUUUUGAGUGGGUUUACAUAACCAUCCUCUACUCUACGGACGAGUACGGCAUUAACGGUGCCAGGUUAUUGCAACAAAAGGCCGAGGAAUAUGGUAUCUGCGUCUGGUUAUCUGUGUCGAUCAGAGCCUCGCCGAGCGAGCGAGAAAUCGCCGAUGUCGUGCAGAGACUUAAACGCAACGUCAAAUCAAAGGUUACCGUUAUCUUCGCCAUUUAUCAAGUGGCGAAUGCCGUUCUGACGGAGGGGAGGCGAUCCGGAUUGCCUAAUAACAUGACCUGGAUCGCCAGCGAUGCUUGGGGCCACCGACUGGCGGAAUUCAACAACCAGGAUAUUGCAUUAGGGGGGCUCUUCAUUGACUUGGAGAGUAACAGCGUGCCGGAACUGGAGCAGCACUUCAAGACACUGACUCCGGAGAACAACCGGAAUAAUCCUUGGUUUGAUACCUACUGGGAGCAUCUCCUGUCCAAGACCAAUUGCUCACAUCAGCAUAGAGCAAGGACAGAGACCUCACAGGUAUCGCGAGUCCAAGAAGAGGAAAUGGAGUGCGUAGUGUCAUUUCACAAGCCCGGAUUUAGUUCCAAGGCUGUAGCGUCAGUUUUUGACGCUGUUUACGCAUUAGCAUAUGCUCUUGACUCCUUACUGAAGGAGUCUUGCCCGGGAGGAGAUCUUCAAUGCCGUCCUCAUUUCACUGGGAUGGAUUUUCUGGAGCACCUGUACAACGUCAACUUCCAGGAGCACGGGGGACAUUUUCUCUUUGAGGACAAGGGCGACCCGCCGGGUAAGUACGAGAUCAAGAACCUACAGCUGAUCGAUGGGGAGUAUCGGAUGGUACCGGUGGGGAGAUGGGAUGCUAUGAACGCCACGGCCCGUCUGACCAUGGAUAAGGAUCAGAUCUACUGGGCCGGUGGCGAUGUUCGAAUCCCUGAAUCGGUCUGCAAGGAGACGUGUCGAGCUGGAUAUAUACCUUUCCACUUAUCUGAGGCUUGCUGCUGGGGAUGUCACCGCUGCUCCCAGGACGCUAUCGUCGCGAACGGGACGCAGUGUGAGAAGUGCCCCAAGGGGAUGUGGCCGGACAGGAACUACACGAGUUGCGAGCCGUAUCCGGAGAUACCAUUAAGCACCAACGAGCCAGUUAUCUUAGUUGUACUCCUACUCUCCGGGCUUGGUAUCGUCUUGACUGUAGUGACGGUAGCCGGGAUGUGCGCUCAUUGGAACCACCCUAGGAUCAAGGCGAGUAGCCGCGAAUUGAGCUACGUCAAUAUAGUCGGUCUGAUUCUCGCCUUCUUGACCAUCUUUCCACUGAUAACCAGGCCGUCCAAGGCGUCUUGCUCCGUUGCACAGACUAUUAUUUCAGUAUGCCUCACUUUAACAUUCGCGCCAACUUUACUGAAAGUCAGCCGAAUUUACAGAAUCUUUCGUGCGGGGAAGAGGUCGACACAGCGGCCGAGUUUUAUCAGUCCGAGGGAGCAAAUUGUUAUGGUCUCGGUGAUGGUAGGGCUUCAGCUCAUCAUCUCCUGCCUCUCUGCCGUCCUGCCCGAGACUUUCUCUGGAGGGAUUGACAAAUAUACAUACAGCCCUUUCUUUGAGGACGGGGUUGGCGUCUCCGAAGACUUGGGUCACCCGACCGUGUCGUUCUCAUUCUACUGUAAGUUUGGUCUCGGUUUCCUCAUCUCGGCAGUCUACAACCUCAUCAUCAUCAUUGGAUGUUGCUAUUACGCUCUUAGAGCCCGCCACGUCCCGGACAACUACAACGAGUCCAAAUUCAUAGCCGUCAGCGUGUACUCCACCCUGGUCUUGUGCCUAGCCGUCGUCCCCAUGUACCAGACGUCGGACGACGUCCACAUGAAGAUCGCCACCCUAAGCCUUGCUCUCAUUAUAAAUGCUUACGUCACUAUCGUCUGUCUUUACAUGCCCAAAUUCUACAUUAUUUGUUUCAUCGAGAAGAAGUUCCCGGAUGCAAGUAGCCCCAGGCCCGCUAGCACACGGACCUUAAAUAACUCGAGCAGCCUAAAGGAUCGAGGCAGCUUGCGCAGUGCCAAAACUCAACCCCCCAUUAACACGUUCGUGGAGCUAUUCAGCGAGCGUGGGGAGGAGUUAUAAAGGAAUUUAUUAAUUAUAGAAGAAAUAACACUAUGUAUUUAUAAAUAGUGGUGUAUACUAUUGUGGUGAAAGGUUUCUAUUGGAAAUUGUUAAUAUGGUACAUAACUGACCCGAAUUACGCGUCCCGAGGACUUGACACUUUUGUGGGUCAGACUGACCCCACAAAUGGUUGCAAAAAAAUAUAGGUUUGAAUUGGAUUCUGUGUCAGUUUGACUCAGUUUCGAGUCAGUUUGACACAGAUGCUGGGUCAUGACCCCGCGUGGAGUGGUAAUUAUAAUUAUAAUGCCAUAUAGCAUCAACAAAGUUGAGUGACACUGCAGUUGAGUUGACGGUCAAAGACAGUUUUGAGAUGUAUUUCAAUCAAACACAGAUUUCUUUAAAUUGGGAGUGAAGUUCGAUUGCAGCACUCGGAAAUCAGUGUUGAUUUGGAGAUGUGUAUGAAAUGUCAUUUAUUAACGGCCAUGACUUCGACAGUAACUAAUACCUAACUUAUUUUGCCGGAGGUACUGGCAUGAACUGUAUAACCCGUGCGCUUUCAGAUUGAAACACACUUUUAACAUUAUCUUCAGUUUAAUUAUCCUUAAAUGUCUUAUGUUUAGUUAGAUAUGGGGCAAUAUAUCAUCUUGAUCAAAGCAUGCCUACGGCUGUACGUGGAGUUAAUACGCAUGUGCGUGCAGAUACUAAAAAGUUGAUAAAUCCAUACAGCCACAGGCCUGUUUUGACUAUGCCGACACAACCCCUUUAGGGUUAUCAUUUGAGAAAAGUUGUGUCCUAUACAAUUACAUAAAACUUGUACGGUGUGAUGGGAAUGUGCAUGACACACGCGUGAAUUGAGCACAGUCACAGUGUGCAAUGAUCAUAAGAAAGUUAGUUGGCUAUUGGGCUAUCUCAGAGUUUCUCGAUGAAAAACAAAUUGUUCUUUAAAAGCAUUCAGUUUGACACACUUUCAGGUCAGUGACACAAACUUCGGAUACCUCCCAUUGUUUCACAGUAGAAUCACAGUAGUUGCCACAUUUUCACGCUCCUGGCACAACAUACCCAAUCUAUACUACUCCAUAAUGCCAUCUCCUUGAAUAUACCCAUCAUCGUUUGAACAUUCAUUUAGAGAGAGUUAUGUUCCACAAGGGGCUUCAAUAAUGUACCCGAAUCAGUAACUGGUACUGGAGCAGGUGUUUCGUCGAUUUGAUACCAUGGGAAUAGCGAUGAAUCUUAUCACAUUAAGAAGGAAAUAUGUCUGGAUCCCACAUUGCUAAUUGGGGCGUAGUGAUACUUGUCACGAAACCGAAGCAGGCUGGGAAAUAGUCAGGCCCCCUAACCCAAUAACCGUUAUCCAAUAAUCAUUAUUGAAUAGGAAACCAGGGCCUGGAGCAGAUUUCAUUGAGCUGAUAAACUACAAAACAUUUUCCAAGAGAACUCUUUAAUAGUCGGCCGAAACAGGUUAUUACAGAGGGAUCGCCAGAUAACGAGAUAAUAUAUCUCGCUAUCUCUUCUACUUAUGGAAAAAGUCGAAGCGAAAUCAAGUUCUUAUGUUAUAGUUGGUUGCAAGGACGGCCGAGUGGUAGCAAAACAUUGAUAACAGAUGUUCUGACCAAGAUUAAAUUUGUUUUAAACUUUCAAUAAAAUAAAAUAUCUCUA